Spinacia oleracea (spinach) is the source of this 1895-nucleotide messenger RNA. Its product is annotated as cysteine proteinase mucunain. Lineage: Eukaryota; Viridiplantae; Streptophyta; Magnoliopsida; Caryophyllales; Amaranthaceae. The record is from RefSeq and is a predicted model, not a curated record. Gene Ontology annotation, biological process: proteolysis. The coding region runs from base 183 to 1604 and encodes 473 amino acids. Gene Ontology annotation, molecular function: cysteine-type peptidase activity. The transcript is spliced from 5 exons.
UUAUCUUUUGUCACCUCCCUUUACAUUUACAAUUGGCUUCAUUUGAUUAGAACGGACUAACGGAGUAGUUGUCAUCCCAUACUCAACCAACCUCCUGACCUUAUCCCUAUAAAAACAAUCCUCCAUCUCCCCUUUUCCUCUCACAAAAUCCACCCCCAUUUCCCUUCUCUCUUUCCACGAAAAUGGCGUCGUCGUCGUCAAUGGCCUCCCUCUCUCUACUUCUCCUUUUCUCUCUCCUCGCCGUCUCCUCCGCCGUCGAUAUGUCGAUCAUCAGUUACGACCACAACCACAACCUCCUCCCCUCGUCGUCCCGCUCCGACGACGAGGUGAUGAGAAUCUACGAGUCAUGGCUGGUCCAACACCGCAAAAACUAUAAUGCUCUCGGUGAAAAGGAGAAGAGAUUCGCGAUCUUUAAGGAUAACUUGGAGUUCAUCGAUCAACAUAAUUCCGAUGAUUCACAAACCUUCAAAGUUGGGCUUAAUAAGUUCGCCGAUUUGACCAACGAGGAGUUCCGAUCUGUUUACCUUGGGAGGAAGAAGAGUUCUUCAUCUUCCCCGUUGUUGUCGUCGGCGAAAUCGAAGGUGAAGAGCGAUCGGUAUUUGUUCAAAGAAGGCGAUGAGUUGCCGGAAGCCGUUGACUGGAGGAAGAAUGGCGCUGUUGCUAAGGUCAAGGACCAAGGGCAAUGCGGGAGUUGUUGGGCAUUCUCCACUAUUGCUGCUGUGGAAGGGAUCAACCAGAUUGUUACUGGGGAGCUGUUGUCGUUGUCUGAACAAGAGCUCGUAGAUUGUGACACAUCUUACAACUCUGGAUGUGAUGGUGGACUUAUGGACUACGCAUAUGAAUUCAUCAUUAACAAUGGUGGCAUUGAUACUGAUGCAGACUAUCCUUACACAGCAAAAGACGGCAAAUGUGACCAGUACAGGAAGAAUGCCAAGGUUGUUACAAUUGAUGAUUUUGAGGAUGUCCCUGAAAAUGACGAGAAGGCAUUGCAGAAGGCAGUUGCUCACCAGCCUGUUAGUGUUGCCAUUGAAGCUGGUGGCAGUACCUUCCAGUUUUAUCAAUCGGGUGUUUUUACCGGAAAGUGUGGAGCAGAUCUUGAUCAUGGUGUUGUGGCAGUUGGUUAUGGCAGCGAUGAUGGGAAGGACUACUGGAUUGUAAGGAAUUCAUGGGGUGCUGAUUGGGGAGAGAGUGGUUACAUAAGAAUGGAGAGAAAUUUGGAAACCGUGAAAACUGGUAAAUGUGGUAUUGCAAUUGAGCCUUCAUACCCGAUAAAGAACAGCCAGAACCCUCCUAACCCAGGUCCCACUCCUCCAUCUCCUCCAUCUCCCGCGUCAGCUGAUGUAACUUGUGAUGAGUACUACACAUGCCCUUCUUCUACCACUUGCUGCUGUGUUUAUGAAUACGGCCCUUACUGCUUUGCAUGGGGUUGCUGCCCAUUGGAGUCAGCUGUCUGCUGUGCUGACCACUCUAGCUGCUGCCCUCAUGACUACCCCGUCUGUAAUGCUAGGAAGGGUACUUGCAAUGCGAGCAAGAACAGUCCAUUCAGUGUUAAAGCUUUGAAGCGUACUCCUGCAAAGCACCAUGCAAAGUUCGGCAUUUUUUAAGCACUUGACAUUGCAAGCUUGGUAACUGCAAAGCAUUUCUCAACUUGGCAACUGAAGAAUACUGAAGAACUAGGGUUGCUUAGGUUGGCUCAUCUCAUUAAGGGGAUCCCAUUGUUCACCAUGGCAUUGUUUCUUUCAGCUUGGUGGUUUUGUACAUAUUAUCUAAAUCCCUAAAUUGUUCUAGCACUCUUUAUGGCAACUGAACUAUUCAAAGACAUGGCACAAUGUACGGAAUUACUGUUUAUGUAAAUAGUUUCAGCUACCCGCAGUUCAUUAUGUUUUCUUAUUCAA